Molecule: messenger RNA, 3828 nt
Organism: Microplitis mediator
Lineage: Eukaryota; Metazoa; Arthropoda; Insecta; Hymenoptera; Braconidae
Gene: Teh1
Product: protein tipE
Exons: 3
Coding region: 767-1735 (322 amino acids)
Biological process (GO): regulation of sodium ion transport
Molecular function (GO): sodium channel regulator activity
Source: RefSeq, a predicted model, not a curated record
GCGGUUCGCGUGGCCUGACCAUCAAACAAAUGGAAAAAUAAACUCUACAAUUACAACAACAAUAAUAAUAUAACUUAAAAAACGCGAGUCGUUCUGGCGACUCAUCACUUUGUAACCCAGUGACGAAGUUCAAAAAAUAAUUUCCGCUCAAACUAAUCGCCGAUUUAAUUACGAAUAUUAAAAACUGUCGUAAUAAAUAUGAGACAAGGAUUUUCUAAAUGUAUAUAUAUAUAUUUUCUGGCGAGGUCUUUGGGCUGUUAAUUUAAAUAAAUAAUUAAUUUCACGGCAACAUAAAUUAUUGAUCCCGAAUGAAAAUAUUUAUCGACAUUUAAUGAUAAAUAUUUAAUAAUAAUAACAGUCAAAAAAAUAUAUAACAAAACCCCAGUGGCCUAUUAAAUAAUUGAACCAGCAAAAUGUACUCGAAAGCUGGGCUUAAAUUAAUAACAAAAUAUAAUACAGCACUCACGGUUAUUAAAUAUUGCGACCACUCAGUAUUUAUGGAUUAAAAUAUUUAUUUGCUUUAAUUAAAUUACUUUAAGUUUUUAAUUAUGGAGAUUAUCAGACGGGAUUGUAUUUAAUAAUUAAUUAUCUGUAUUAAAUAACUAAUUAAUUAAUUAAUGAUGUAUUGCGUGGCAUGAUUUUGUGAGUAAUUAAACUGGGGAGGAAAAUAAAGCAUCGCCGUGAAAGCUGAAGGAGGCUCGAGAUUUUCUGGAUAAACUAAAUCUGAUAAGAAGUAAAGAGAGCGAGUACUAAAUUUGAGAAGGUAAUGCGUGGCAGCAGUUCAGAAUUAUUGCUGGAUGCAAGCGGGCAAAGUCAUCGAACAACGACCACUGGGACGAUCACGGGUACGACGACGAUCCACAAUCUAUACAGCGGAGUAAACAAUAAUCACAACAGCAGCAGUAGUGGCGGCAUAUACGAUAAACAGGAGCAGGCAGAAUUACGUCGUCGCAAACUGUUGGAGCUCGGGUUUGGCGCUUCCAGGCGCCAGCCGCAACGGCGAACUUGCCGUCAGCGGUUUAAUUUCUACGCGACCUCGGCACUGGCACUAGUUGCAACCUCCGGUGGUGCUGCAUUAUUAUUUUUAGUUCCGCUUUAUGUUGAUCCCGCGAUAAGCACUCUCGCUGCUGACUUUUCGCCUCACCCUGUACUCUGUACUACGCUGAGGAGGGAAGAAAUUCUCGGGAUAUUUAAUUGCACUUGGAGUUCAUGUCGAGAGGGAUGCACUAGUGAUGUUUACAGAUGUACUCACAUUUAUGUUACUUACUCGCCGGAACUUAAUUUUACCAACAGUAGUUUGUGGACUGACAAAAAUAUUUAUGACGGUCUAACGGAAGUGGAGGCAGUGCUGAAGGUUAAUAUAAAAGGAUGUGGUUAUCCACCGGUAGUUGAUUGUGAUAACUUCACCCGCGAGCUCGGCUACGAAGGUGCUAAAUUUCCAUGUCACUACAGCCGCGUGAAUGGGAGCAUAGUGAUGGCUAAUUACAAUCGCGAAGCGGAGCUUGAAAUAAUAAUUCAUUUUUUCGCGGCGCCCUUUGUAGUGACACUCGCGACGAGUGUCGCGCUUUGUGUUAUGCACUGCGAUUGCCGGUGUGUGGCACCCUCCCCUCGCCAUGCACGUGGUAUGAGAAAAAUCCGAAUAAAUAAUCUCAGCGAUCAAUCGAUAAGCAAUAGAGUGGACCGAAGAGGACAUCAUGCCCACUGCGACUGCGGAGAAGUUACACGGCCGUUAUGACGAAGGGAGGAAACGACUGAAAGUGUCAUAGCAACAUCUCAGUCGGACCUCUAACAUUAAAUACUAGAUAUUAGACACUAAAUACUGAUUGUUAGAUACUAAAUACUGGACACUGAGUACUGGAAACUAGAAAAAUGAAACGUCUACUUGGAUCUUCCACUUGGAUUAAGAAAACUGUUACGGCUAGUCAGUAAUUGACGAUUUACUAUUGACUAUUAAUUAAUUUAUUAAAAGUGACACAUAUAAACAUUAUUAAAUUCAAACUGGAGUGAAUAGUUUGUAAGUUAGCUCAUAAAUUUAUUUAAUUGUCUACUUAUUUAGUUUGUGACUAAUUUCGAAAUUAGGACAUAUGAAAAAUAAUAAUAUAUAGGAAUCAAAAAGCAGGUGACUGCUAAGCUAAUGUGCUUACAAUAUAAUAUAUACUUGAUAUGAGGGUAUAUAUAUAUGUAUGAGUAUAUACAUGUGAAAUCGCACUUGAGCUUGAGAGUGUGCUGCACCGGUAUUGAUUGAUGCAAUAAUAAUGAUGGUGAGGGAUGCCGUGAAUUACGAUAUAUGUCAGCGCUGUCGUUAUGUAAUAAUCAUAAUAGAUAGAUAGAUUCUAUGAUAAUUCAAAUAAUUGUUAUUAUUUUUUUUGAAAUAUUUUGUUUAUAAUAAAAGUCAUUUUUUAUUUUUAUUGUCUAAUAUUUCGUACAGAGUAAAAAACUAAUCGUCAAAGUGUAAAAAAAGCGUGUGUUAAAAUUCUGUUGAAUUUUUAACACUUUUGUGUGUCAAUUUAACACGGUAUUUAUCUUGUUUGAACUGUCGUAAUCGAUUGAUUUUUUGACACACAAUGUCAUUCUAUACGAAAGUAACACUUUUUAUAUGUUACUGUCAAAUCAACACACAAAAUAUGUUAAAAAUAAUGUCGACCGUCACAAAAGAAUUAUUGGAAAAUUUUCACUUUUAACAUAUACGUGUGUAACUUUUUUUAACACCACGACAUGCUAAAGUAACAUGUAAAUGUUCGUUUUACACACGGUGUGGGUUGAUUUUGACGAAUCCUUUUUUACUGUGUACUGUAAAAAAAAACGAGGUCAGUCCAGGUGGUGUAGGUGGUAAAAUUUUCGGUGUUGAAAUAUCACCGCCACUGGUGUAAAUAUUCUUUACCGGUGUUAAAAAAAUUUUCAGGUGUUAAAAUAUUUAACUUUGUGAAUAUUUUUACUCACUCGAUCACUAGAGUUAAACAGUAAUUUUAUUAAUCGAUUAAAUUAUUGGUUAUUGAAAUAAUGGGGGUAAAAUUGUGUAAUUUUUAAAUAAAUUACGUAUAACAUUAAUAAAUAUAUAACAAAAUUGAAAUUUCCUCCAGAUAAUAUUCAUUAAAUUUUGAUAUUAUUUUAUAUGUGAGACAUUUUUUUUUCUAAUUUCUAUAUAUAGAAUUUUUCUUUACACCAAUUUAACACUGGUAUUUUAACACCGCUCUUUUUACAGUGCAGUUUUUCUUAUUAUUUUGGCAAUUAUGACUAAACUAUGAAAAAUAUGACUAAAAUGCAAGAGACCAAUUUUUUAGGGAAUUUAAUUUGUAAUAAAUUUGUUCAUACAUAAUUUUUCGAUAUCUUUGAUAGUUUAGCUAGAAUUUUAAAUUUAAUAAAUAAAUUUUAAAAGAGCUAAAUUAAUUUUUGUAAAUCGAAUAUUUUAAUUUAGAAUUUAAAUUCUGAGCAAACUAUUGGAGAUACGAUAAAAAUACAUGAGAUCAAUUUUGUAGGAAAUUUAAUUUUAUAUGAAUUUGUACUCAUACAUUUUUACCGUAUUUUUUAUAAUUUAACCGUAAUUUGAAUUCCGAGGACUAAAUAUAUGAAUUUAAAAAAAUAUCUCUAAUUUCGAAUUAAAAUUUCGACUAGUUAAUUGACAAAAAAAAAUAUAUACCAAUAAUAUGACUAUUAAAAAUAAUAAUAAAAUCAAAUGAAACUUUUGGAGUCUCGAAAAAGGAGGAUACUAUAAAAAAAAGUAGUUUGUUCUUCAUAUCCUUGUAUACGAAAAAUGAAAAAAUAAAAAAAAAUAGUCUUUAGAUAUAUGUGUAUACAAUAUAUUGAAAAAAAAAAUAAUAAUAAUAAAAA